CACAUCAUGACAGCGAUUAUCCCAGCAAGUUGGAGAGAGAUCCUCCUCUACCUGCUCUUGGGCGUGAUCGUCAUCUUCGCAUGCAAUGCGAUAUACAACGUCUUUUUCCACCCCCUCCACAAUUUCCCCGGCCCCAAGUCGCACGCAAUAUCCCGGAUUCCCUACACGUACCACUGGAUGCGUGGAGACCUGGUUCGGCACGUGGCCGCACUGCACCGGGUGCACGGCGACAUUGUGCGCCUCGCGCCGGGCGAGCUCUCCUUCGGGGACCCGCGGGCCUGGCAGGACAUCAUGGGCGGCGGCAGCAGGGACCUACAAAAGUGGGACGGGCUGUACGGCGUGCCCAGGUUCCUGCCGACGCACAUCCAAAACACGACCGACAAGGCCCGGCACCGCAUGCUGCGCAGGGCUAUGAGGCCCGGCUUUUCGGACGCGGCUCUCAGGGCGCAGGAGCACGUCGUCGCCAGCCACGUUGACCGGUUCAUCCAGAAGCUGCGCGACAGGCGGGGCGCCGUUGUCGACCUGGAGCUCUGGUACCGCUUCAUCGUCUUCGACGUCAUCGGGGACCUGGUAUUUGGGGAGUCGUUCGGUUGCGCCAAGAGCUCCGAGUUUCACCCCUGGAUCCGCGACAUCUGCGACACCGGGGCUAUGAUGUCCUAUCUGAUGGCGGCCAACAUGUAUCCGAUCGUGAGGGACGUCGUCAACUUUUUGAUCGACGGCCUGGCCAAGAGCGGAUUCGCGGCGCAGAAGAAGACCUUGGUGCCGAUCCUGGAGCGGCGGCUCAGGUCGAAGACGCAGCGGCUUGACUUGGUGAAUCCUCUGAUUGAGAAUAUGGAGGAAUGGAAAUGGACAAUUGACGACCUGAUCCCGCAUGCCAUCGUGUUCGUCGGAGCGGGGUCUGAAACAACGGCCGGGGUUCUCGGCGCAGUAACAGCGUUCCUCCUCGAAAACCCAGAGGCGAUGGCUAGAGCCAAGGAAGAAGUUCGCUCGGCGUUCCUGUCCGAUAGUGAUAUUAAUCUGGAAAGGGUCGAGAGUCGCCUGCCUUUCCUGCGCGCAUGCACCGACGAGGCGCUGAGGCUGUAUCCCCAAUCUGGUUGUGCGUCUCUCAGAAUCACCGGCGACAACGACAUCAUCUGCGGCGUUCCGAUUCCGCCCAAGACGGUCGUGGGAAUCUGGCCCUACGCUGUGUACAGAGACCCAAAGUUGUGGCGCAAGCCCGACGAGUUCCAUCCCGAGAGAUGGCUGGGAGACCCCGAGUACGCCAAUGAUGUGCGUGAAGCGUUCAAUCCUUUCCACGUGGGUAGUCGAGAUUGUAUAGGCCGAGGACUAGCAAUCAUGGAGCUUCGACUCGUUAUGGCCCGGAUGAUUUACAACUUUGACAUGCGCUUGGUUGGCGCGGGUAUGAAAGAUGACCCUCGAACGUGGGUGGACAGGCAAAAGAAUUUCUUUAUUGUAUGGAAAAGGGUUCCACUUGAGGUAGUGCUAACUCCCACCAAGAGCUAA
Pyricularia pennisetigena is the source of this 1503-nucleotide messenger RNA. RefSeq lists its product as uncharacterized. The record is from RefSeq and is a predicted model, not a curated record. The transcript is spliced from 4 exons. Gene Ontology annotation, molecular function: heme binding; iron ion binding; monooxygenase activity. NCBI's taxonomy places the organism in Eukaryota, Fungi, Ascomycota, Sordariomycetes, Magnaporthales, Pyriculariaceae. The annotation marks the transcript as partial.